AUGCUAAAGCAGUUAGUACAGGGCCCUACUCAGAGUGUCCAGGCAGUUGCUCAGCCUCCACUGAUUCCACAGAAUCCUUAUGUUCCUAACCCCUAUUCUGUGCCACAGGUACCUCUUGUAGCCUGUUGUGCAAUUUGUGGUGGAAAUCAUAUAGCUCAGACAUGUCCUUUGUUAGACUCCGGUAACCAAGUCCCUCAGCCUAAUGUGGAGCAAGUUGAUCUCGUUGGUUAUUCUAGACCACAGGGCCAGGGGCAAGGUUAUGGGAACUAUCAACAGCAAGGAAGAGAUCAGUUUGUUCCCUCUUGGAACAAUCAAGGCAAUCAAGUGAGGAACAAUCCACCAGGUUUUCAAGCCUCAUCUUCGAAUGGUAGACUGCCGGCAAGCACAGAAAAUCCAAGGCACCAAGUGAAUGCAGUCACCACUAGAAGCGGAUUAGCAUUGAAGGAUCCUCCAUUUCCUUCAAAUGAUCCAGUGCCUGCGAAAACUGAUAAGAAGGAUGAAGGCGUUCAGGUUGAGGAUGUUCUUGAUGAUAGUGAGGGGGAGCCUGUGGUGCAAAGAGAUAGCGCUAAAGGAAAAAUCCAUGUGCCAGAUGAGAGUGCUCCGAGUAAGAAGCAUGAAAGGAAGAACAAGAAGGUAGAUGACUCAGUUAUACCUUGCAACCUGUUACCAUAUCCACAGAGGUUGUGGAAAUCAAAUGAGUCUGAUAGAGAGAGCAAGUUCCAUAAGAUGUUAGAUAAGCUGGAGAUCUCCAUGCCUUUUGUUGAAGCAAUCACUCAGAUUCCAUCGUACAAGAAGUUUCUGAAGAAUAUUUUAGGCAAUAAGAAAAAGCCAGAGAAGAGUGCGGUGGUGGAUCUGAGCGAAGGAGCCUUGACCUGUGCAGUUCUUCAACAUAAACUUCCUCCUAAGCUAAAAGAUCCAGGUAGUUUUGCCAUUCCUUGCAUCAUUGGUGGAUUUGUAGUUGGGGGUGCUCUGUGUGAUCUGGGUACCAGUGUUAGUCUUAUGCCAUAUUCUUUAUGUAAGAGGCUCAACUUGGGCACACAAAAACCCACCUCCAUGACCCUACAGAUGGCGGAUCGCUCCAUUAAGCGUCCGGUGGGAGUUCUUGAGGAUGUCCCGGUCAUGAUUGAUCAGUACUUUAUACCGGGGGAUUUCGUUGUUCUAGAUAUAGAGGAGGAUGCCAAGGUUCCUAUUAUACUUGGUAGACCUUUUCUAGCUACUGCUGGUGCACUUAUUGAUGUGAGAAGAGGAAAACUCGUGAUGGAAGUGGCAGAGAACAAGAUUGAGUUUGACAUAUUCAAAAUGGCGAAGCACCAGCCCUCGUAUGUUGAUGAGUGUUACUUGAUAGAAGGGCUGGGUGAGUGCACUGAUGAAAGUAGAAAGAUUGAGUUAGGGGAUUUGCAUGUUUCCCCUAUUGAUCCUGGACCCCCUGAGAAGUCAAGUGUGCUAAAACGAAAGAAAAAGUUCUUUGGUCCUGAUGGUUUCUACAAAAGAUGGAUGAGGGAGCUGUCUAAGUUCAAAAGACCACCGGAUCGCGUGGUCCACAAUCCCACCUGA
Molecule: messenger RNA, 1554 nt
Organism: Ipomoea triloba (trilobed morning glory)
Lineage: Eukaryota; Viridiplantae; Streptophyta; Magnoliopsida; Solanales; Convolvulaceae
Exons: 2
Coding region: 1-1554 (517 amino acids)
Source: RefSeq, a predicted model, not a curated record